Messenger RNA from Sungouiella intermedia, 591 nucleotides. NCBI's taxonomy places the organism in Eukaryota, Fungi, Ascomycota, Pichiomycetes, Serinales, Metschnikowiaceae. The record is from the annotation of a GenBank genome assembly.
AUGGCAUUCUCUUCAAAUACGUCCAAGGCUAAGGCCAAGGCCACAGUCAACAAGCUCUUUGAAAGCAUGCUUCCCGGAACGGCCUUGACAAGUCUGGGAAAACAAGGUGCUUCCGCCACAGAGAAAUUUGCAAGAGAAAUUUCAAAGAAAAGACUAUCCAAGGAAGAGAUCAGAAAAGCAAACAAGGCGGAAAAAGUCAAGCAGAACAAGGUUAUCAACAAAAAGCUUGAAUCUGACAAAAAGUUCCAGAAACUUGUCAAAUACCAGGUCAUCAAAUCGCACAAAUCCACCGAGAAUCUCUCGCCUGAAGAACAGAAAUACUUGAAGAAGCUAAUAAAGAAGAAUUCCAAUGCCGUUAAAAGAGCUGGCGGAGUGGAUGAUCCUUUCGUUCAGGAAGAAAUCGAAGACUUGCGAAAGGAAAUCUUGGAAUUGUCCAACGAAAAGUACAAAAAGUCAAAGGAGAGAAAGCUCGAUGCCAAAUUGGAGUCCUUCAACCACAGAUUGCACAAGAAAGAAUACAAGGAGACGGAUGCUCCAGGAUUGACGCCUGGUUUGGCUCCUGUUGGAUUCGACGAGUCUGACGAUGAGUAA